Molecule: messenger RNA, 930 nt
Organism: Hypanus sabinus (Atlantic stingray)
Lineage: Eukaryota; Metazoa; Chordata; Chondrichthyes; Myliobatiformes; Dasyatidae
Product: NFU1 iron-sulfur cluster scaffold homolog, mitochondrial-like
Exons: 8
Coding region: 28-771 (247 amino acids)
Biological process (GO): iron-sulfur cluster assembly
Cellular component (GO): mitochondrion
Molecular function (GO): iron ion binding; iron-sulfur cluster binding
Source: RefSeq, a predicted model, not a curated record
GAAGGACCUGGGCUGCCUUUAUGAAAGAUGGCGGCGGUGAGGUUGAGGCAGAUUAGCCGGUUUCUGACCUCCAGGAUACACUUGGGGCAACAAGUCAAACAGUUACGUUACACCAAGCAAUGGAAUAGGAUGGGACGUCAAAACUUUCUGCUAUCGUUGCCUUCAUCUUUUGCUCCCUCAAGAAGUAUGUUUAUUCAAACCCAGGACACGCCAAACCCGAACAGCUUGAAGUUUAUCCCUGGCUGUCCAGUGCUGGAAACGGGAACCAUGGAUUUCUCUGCGCCCCGCAGUGCCUCUUGCUCCCCGUUGGCCAGGCAGCUGUUCAGAAUCGACGGAGUGAAGGGAGUUUUCUUUGGGCCUGACUUCAUCACCAUCACCAAGACAGGCGACGACGUGCAGUGGAAGCUCCUCAAACCCGAUGUCUACGCCACCAUCAUGGAUUUCUUUGCAUCAGGUCUUCCUGUGGUAAGAAGUGAAGAUCUGCCUUCCGAUACAGCUCCUUCAGAGGAAGAUGAUGAAGUUGUGGCCAUAAUUAAAGAAUUGUUGGACACCAGAAUUCGGCCGACUGUUCAAGAGGAUGGGGGUGAUGUGAUUUACAAAGGGUUUGAAAAUGGCAUCGUGAAGCUGAUGUUGCAGGGUUCCUGCACCAGCUGCCCGAGCUCCAUCAUUACACUGAAGAGUGGAAUUGAAAAUAUGUUGCAGUUCUAUGUCCCAGAAGUGGAAGGUGUUGAGCAGGUUGUAGAUGAAGAAAAUGAAAAUGGGCUUUUGUGAAUUGUUCCAGUUAAGUCCAAGCAUAACCCAUAGUCUGAUCAUUAUGCUUCAAUCAAGAGGUUGUCUGUUGUCGUUGUGCACCUGAACAAGUGAUGAGAUUAAUGUUUUACCAAGCUGUAGUGUAAUAUAUUUUGCAAUAAAGAAUUUUAAGCUCUUUGA